UGAGUGAGUAUAGUAAUCCUAAUCAACUCGCAUCAAACACGAUAAAAACUGUGGACCUGGAAAGCUACCAAUUACCAGAUGAUGUCAUGAAUUUUUUUGAACCCUUGGAUGACUCAAAUGAGAUAAUAAGAAAAUCAUCAUUGUCGUCUAAAGAUUUUAUGAAAGUUCACCGGCGAUAUUCUUCAACUUCUGCGGCUGCACAGGAAGAAUCACUUUAUUCAUUGGAUUUAUCUUAUCAAGAUAAAUCCAAAUCAUCGUCAACCUCUUCAUCUUCCAUGACAACACCUUAUGCGACUCGAUAUUACGGACAGCAUAUGAGAACUUGGCAUCAAAUGCGCCAAGUUGAAAAUAAUAGAAUUACAGAAUUUGAUGCUUCAAUUGAUGCAAAUUUUGGCAUAGUAGAUGAUGAAGUUUCUUAUAAAACUACUCCAACUAUCCUUGAGCAUCAUCAAUCAACAAUUUCCUCCGGCCUUUUAGAAAUGAAAUCUGAAUCGUCGCAGAACUUGAUGCCAAAUACGACUAAUGGUUUCUUUACAAACUUAAAAGCAGCUGUACGAUCUCAUGCGUACUCUCCAACUAAACGUCACAACUUACCAAACAUAAAUAAUAGUGACACGGAAGAACCUUUGUUGAAAUCUAAUGCGCAUUUAUUGCCACCAGUUUUACCCCAUCCGAUUAGACAUCCGGCGUUGUCAUAUAAUGGUAAUGAAACGAAUUCAGAAGGUUUAAAGACAUCAGGAUCAUCAUAUGGUAUAGAAACAAAUUUAUCUGUGACAGAAGAAAGUUCCAUUCAAGUAAAUUCUCAACCUUUGAAAAUGAAGCUACCAAUAUCAGAAUCUUUGAAUUCUGAUAAUAAUCAGCCACCCCCAAGGACAUCAGACGAUAGUAGUCACAAGCACGAUAAUAGUAGUAAUAAGUUUAAACUAGUAAAAAAGCGGUCGUUUAUGUUAGGAAAUUCGAACGGCGAAAAGAAAGAGUGGAGAUUGAGUAGUGCACCUGGACUUUUUUCUGGUUGGGGCACAAAGAUAUCAGGAAAUAAAGGGACGGGAGGAGGCGAUGGACUUCUUAAUAAUGUAAAGAAGGAUUGA
Ambispora leptoticha is the source of this 1088-nucleotide messenger RNA. The record is from the annotation of a GenBank genome assembly. NCBI's taxonomy places the organism in Eukaryota, Fungi, Glomeromycota, Glomeromycetes, Archaeosporales, Ambisporaceae.